GAGGCCCGGCUGACAUCAUGGAGUCUCGGGCAGACAUCCCCAGGUACUCCAUGCCAGAUGAGGUGCAGCACACGUACUCCAAGUUCUCGGACUGGAAGUUCAAGUUGUUCCGGGUCAGGUCCAUGGAGAAAGUGCCCCUGCCCAGUGAGCCCUCCCCAAACGUGGUUCCCUCGAAGCCCCCGGGGGAAGUGGGAGAUGUAGGUCCGGGGCAUCCAGGCAGCCUCAUGAGGCUCUGCCUCGGGGGCAAGAGCAAGGAGAAUGUGGAGGCCAACAGCCAGCGCGUGGACCAGAAGCUGCAGGAGAUUGACACUCACAUGAGCUGCCUCAAGAGUUUGUGCCGCCUUUGUGGGAUGUCACUGCACAAAGCCAAGGGGCCUGAGCACGAGGCCCAGGGUGCGUUGGAUGAGGGCAGCCGUCUCUCCCUGCGCAGGAUGGGCUGCAAGGCCCAGGGCUGGCCCGACGUCAUCCUCAAGGUCUUCAAGGUGGACGUGACGGCCGACAUGGAGACCGUGCACCCCCAGACCUUCUGCCACCGCUGCUGGAUGGCAGCCAUUAGGGGGGGCGGCUUCUGCUCCUUCGUCCCAACCAAGGUGCCCGAGUGGCGGCCUCACACCUCGGGAUGUCCGCUCUGCUUCCCCACGAGGCCCUCGGCCUACCAGCGCAAAGGGCGCAAGCGCGCCAAAGCCCUCCGGAGGGCCCCAUCUCUGGCCAAGAGGAGGAAGUGGGAGGCCCAGGGCUCCGCUGCUGGCGUCGGGGGCAAGAGGAUGCUGAGGGCCUUGGUGGACCAGCAGCAGCAGGGACCCGUGAGCAGGAGCAGAGUGAAGCCCGGUGCACAGAGAGCCCUUUGGGUGAAGAACAUCACCCUCUGCCAGAAAGAGCACCUAAGUGCCAAGCUGCUGCCCGCCGACCUCCCUGCCGACUUCCUUUGCGCCGUCACGUGCCAGGUGUGCGACCAUCUGCUGAGCGACCCAGUCCAGUCCCCCUGCAGACACCUCUUCUGCCGCGGCUGCAUCCUCAAGUACAGCCGGGCACUGGGCACCCAGUGUCCUGCCUGCUCCCUGCCCUUCCAGCCCACAGACCUCAAGAGUCCACCCAAGACCUUCCUGGCGGUGCUGCAGUCCCUGUCCCUGCUGUGCCCCAGGGAGGACUGUGGGGAGCGGGUCAGGAUGGACUCCUUCAGGGCACACUGCCUGGACCACCUCCAGCAGAGGCAGCCGGAAAAGGACGACCCGCUGGGCCUCCACACAGACAGGGAGCUGGACAGGUACCUGCCGGUGAACAAGGGCGGCCGCCCACGUCAGCACCUGCUCUCCCUCACCAGGCGUGCGCAGAAGCACCGGCUCAAGGAGCUGAAGAACCAUGUGCGGGCGUUCGCCGACAAAGAGGAAGGGGGGGACACCAAGUCCGUCUGCCUGACACUCUUCCUCCUGGCUCUCAGGGCGGGGAACGAACACAAACAGGCGGAUGAGCUGGAGGCCACGAUGCAAGGCAGGGGGUAUGGUUUGCAUCCCGCUGUGUGCCUCGCCAUCAGGGUCAACACCUUCCUCAGCUGCAGCCAGUACCACAAGAUGUACCGCACCGUCAAGGCCACCAGUGGGCGCCAGAUCUUCCAGCCCCUGCACACCCUGCGUGCAGCGGAGAAGGAGCUGCUGCCCGGCUUUCACCCCUUCGAGUGGCAGCCGGCCCUGAAGGGCGUGUCCAGCAGCUGGGACCUGGGCAUCCUGGACGGGCUCUCGGGCUGGACCAGCUCGGUGGAGGACAUCCCCGCGGACACCAUCGCCCGCCGCUUCCGCUACGACGUGGCCCUGGUGUCGGCGCUGAAGGACAUGGAGGAGGACAUCAUGGAGGGUCUGAAGGAGCACGGCCUGGAAGAUAGCUCUGUGACCGGGUUCAGCGUCACCAUCAAGGAGUCCUGCGACGGCAUGGGCGACGUGAGUGAGAAGCACGGCAACGGCCCGCCGGUACCCGAGAAGGCCGUGCGCUUCUCCUUCACCGUCAUGUCGGUGUCCGUGCAGGUGGAGGGGGAGGAGGCCGGCGUGCUCAUCUUCCAUGAGAUGAAGCCCAACUCGGAGCUCUCCUGCAAGCCGCUGUGCCUGAUGCUCGUGGACGAGUCGGACCACGAGACGCUGACGGCCAUCUUGGGGCCAGUGGUGGCCGAGCGCAACGCCAUGAAGGAGAGCCGGCUCAUCCUGUCGUUGGGCGGUAUGAUGCGUUCCUUCCGCUUCCACUUCCGCGGAACGGGCUACGACGAGAAGAUGGUGCGUGAGAUGGAGGGGCUGGAGGCGUCCGGCUCCACCUACAUCUGCACGCUGUGCGACUCCACCCGCUCCGAGGCCUCGCACAACAUGGUGCUGCACAGCAUCACGCGCAGCCACCAGGAGAACCUGGAGCGCUACGAGCUGUGGCGCUCCAACCCAUUCUCCGAGUCGGCGGACGAGCUGCGCGACCGCGUCAAGGGUGUCUCUGCCAAGCCCUUCAUGGAGACGACGCCCACGCUGGAUGCGCUGCACUGCGACAUCGGCAACGCCACCGAGUUCUACAAGAUAUUCCAGGACGAGAUUGGCGAGAUGCACGCGCGCGGCGACAACCCGCCGAGCCGCGAGGAACGGCGUCGGUGGCGCGCGACGCUCGACAAGCAGCUGCGCAAGAAGAUGAAGCUGAAGCCGGUGAUGCGCAUGAAUGGCAACUACGCCCGGCGGCUGAUGACGGCGGAGGCGGCGGAGGUGGUGUGCGAGCUGGUGCGCUCGGACGAGCGGCGGCAGGCGCUGCGGGAGCUCGUGGAGCUCUACAUGCAGAUGAAGCCGGUGUGGCGCUCCACGUUUCCCGCCCGGGAAUGCCCCGACCAGCUGUGCCAGUACAGCUUCAACUCGCAACGCUUCGCAGAGCUGCUCUCCACCACCUUCAAGUACCGCUACGAUGGCAAGAUCACCAACUACCUGCACAAGACGCUGGCUCACGUGCCGGAGAUCGUGGAGAGGGAUGGCUCAAUCGGCGCCUGGGCCAGCGAGGGCAACGAGUCCGGUAACAAGCUCUUCCGACGCUUCCGCAAGAUGCACGCACGCCAGUCCAAGAGCUUCGAGCUGGAGGACGUGCUGAAGCACCACUGGCUCUAUACUUCCAAAUAUCUGCAGAAGUUUAUGGAGGCCCAUAAGAACUCGGCCAAGGCCUUACAGGCCACCAUCAACCCAGAGGAGAUUGUGGAUGACAGUGAUAUGUUACUGGAGACUCCAGACUUCUGAGAGACUGUGUAAUAAUGAAAGAUGUAGCAGUUACGAAAGGGCCUUAAGUCAGUUGACUUUUAGUGCCAUUGUGGAUUUUUACUGGCAAUUUGUGAAUUGGGUUCAUAUGAUUUUUUCUGUCGUGAUAUUUUUUGCUCUGUUUUCGUCACGUGACCAAUUAAUUUCAGACAUUUAAAUACUUCAGUAGAACACACUGCUUUUAAAAAAAAUGAACGAUGAUGAUAAACAUCAUAUUUUAUUCGGAAGUUCCAGACGGUUUAGAUAACUUCCUUUGUGUUACAAUGAGGGACGUCCACUGCUCUCUCUAUUUGUGUUUGUAAUACAAAAUAAAUUGCCUUAUGGUGAAGGUUGGGUCAGAAGGGAAUAGACUGCCUUUUUUCCCUCAGCUUUUAAGAAGAGGGGUUUGAGACUUUUAUCUUUGGCCCCACAUGAAAUAUGAGAGAGUUUAUUGUAUUGCAAGGUUAUGACACAUUCAUGAAUUUAUACAAAAGGAUUAUUUAUGGAAACAGAUGAAACUGCUGUAAGUCACUGGGAGGAAAUUGUGUUAAAGGAGCCCACGUUUAUGAUAGCUGUAUUAAUUUAUCACUCGGGGCUGAGGCAAAAUGGAAUUAGGGAAACUCAAAUUGUCUCAGUUUUGAGAGUGCUGGGGAGAAGGAUUGCUUUAGAGCUAUAUAUCUGGCUCCUGGGGUAAAACAAUAGGGCAUGGAUGACUGAAAUACCCUUAUAUAUUUCCACUCCCCGGCACAGUGCACAAGAGUGGCAACAAUUCUACCUCCAUUUCAGAAUAAAAGGACACAUUGACCUUCUACUAAAUCACAGCAAAGGAAGGCCCCAGACUACAAUUGCCCCACAAAGCCUGAGGAAGCACUUAGCUUUGCAGGGAAGGCUACUUCCUGAGUGGCACUGAUGCUGUCUCAAAUAUCGACACUAGAAC
Clupea harengus (Atlantic herring) is the source of this 4173-nucleotide messenger RNA. RefSeq names its product recombination activating 1 (gene rag1). The record is from RefSeq and is a predicted model, not a curated record. The transcript has 3 exons. The coding region runs from base 18 to 3239 and encodes 1073 amino acids. Gene Ontology annotation, molecular function: metal ion binding; double-stranded DNA endonuclease activity; sequence-specific DNA binding. Gene Ontology annotation, cellular component: DNA recombinase complex; nucleus; endodeoxyribonuclease complex. Lineage: Eukaryota; Metazoa; Chordata; Actinopteri; Clupeiformes; Clupeidae. Gene Ontology annotation, biological process: adaptive immune response; V(D)J recombination; pre-B cell allelic exclusion.